AUGUUGCUUCAUAAUCCUUCCUUUUCUCUCUCUUCUUCAUCUACUACUACUACUACUACUACUACUACUACUACUACUACUACUACUACUACUACUACUACUACUACUACUACUACUACUACUACUACUACUACUACUACUACUACUACUACUACUACUACUACUACUACUACUACUACUACUACUACUACUACUACUACUACUACUACUACUACUACUACUACUACUACUACUACUACUACUACUACUACUACUACUACUACUACUACUACUACUACUACUACUACUACUACUACUACUACUACUACUACUACUACUACUACUACUACUACUACUACUACUACUACUACUACUACUACUACUACUACUACUACUACUACUACUACUACUACUACUACUACUACUACUACUACUACUACUACUACUACUACUACUACUACUACUACUACUACUACUACUACUACUACUACUACUACUACUACUACUACUACUACUACUACUACUACUACUACUACUACUACUACUACUACUACUACUACUACUACUACUACUACUACUACUACUACUACUACUACUACUACUACUACUACUACUACUACUACUACUACUACUACUACUACUACUACUACUACUACUACUACUACUACUACUACUACUACUACUACUACUACUACUACUACUACUACUACUACUACUACUACUACUACUACUACUACUACUACUACUACUACUACUACUACUACUACUACUACUACUACUACUACUACUACUACUACUACUACUACUACUACUACUACUACUACUACUACUACUACUACUACUACUACUACUACUACUACUACUACUACUACUACUACUACUACUACUACUACUACUACUACUACUACUACUACUACUACUACUACUACUACUACUACUACUACUACUACUACUACUACUACUACUACUACUACUACUACUACUACUACUACUACUACUACUACUACUACUACUACUACUACUGUAACGACAGAGCACAGACGGGGUACACUUGUUUACUUCGUGAAAUGA
This is a messenger RNA of Trichobilharzia regenti, 1050 nucleotides long. The record is from the annotation of a GenBank genome assembly. Lineage: Eukaryota; Metazoa; Platyhelminthes; Trematoda; Strigeidida; Schistosomatidae.